UUUAUCAAGCAAUCAAUCACUUGCAAACUACCUGAACAUGGCUCCUCGAACAAAGAAAAAAGAUUACCUAUGGAUUUAUAACGAUGGAAACUGCAAAUCAAACAUGUACGAAUUUCAUAAGGACUUACAAGAACACAUUGAAAACUCGUAUAAACGAAAGAAAAAAACUUGCAAAGUCAGUAUUUUUGGCGUCACACAUACAAUCGACUUUGAGAAAAUGCUCAAGUACAGAAAUCGACCCAAUACUUCAGAAGUGAAGCGAAUCACCCGUUCUCAAGCUAAGCAGUAUGGCGUUUUGGGAUGCGCCGGAGUACCAUACAUGAAAAAAGAAGGGUUCCAACAGGAUCACGACAUUUGCUACAUUUGCUACUAUAAGCUCACUAUCCCAACUCGAAUAGAGAACUGCGGGCAUGAGUUCUGCUAUGUUUGCCUGAAAAGUAACUUUGCCAUGGGUAAUGAUUGUCCCGUUUGUCGUGGGAAAAUCUCUCCAAGUCUUUUUUCGAUGCCUAUUCGCUACGACUUGGAUAUCCAUAUGCAGUGCCCCGAAGAUUAUGCUGACGAAUGUGCAGAUAUGGUUGAUAGAGAUCAUUUCCGAAAAUCUUACAUCAAAGGACAAGAACCAACAAAAUCAAAGCCUACAUUGAGACGGUCAAAACGAACGACUAGGGAAAAAUAUUAUUGGAUUUAUGAGUCAUCGUCGUUUGGUUACUAUCGAUAUGAUCCUAAAGAUGAAAAGUACCUUGAAGAAUGCUACUGUCGAAAAAUGGAAACUUGUGUGAUGCGAAUAUGCGGAACAGCAAUGCUUAUUAAUAUUAAAGACGGUGUGCAAGAACAAGUUGAGAAUGAAGUUAGGUGCACAAGGAGAAAAAUAUUAAGAAUCAAAGCAACGGAAAUUGAAAAAUAUAAUAUUAAAGGAAUUGCUGGCAUUAACUCUUACUGUCGACCAAUUCGUCGAUAGUUUUGAGCUGUUUUCCUCUGGUCUCUUACUCUGCUUUGUGGAUACAUUCUUCUAAUUUUCUGGGUUUUUCGAAGGCAUUUUAAGUUCGACUUAACAAAUUGACACCUUCAAAACACCGUAUUAUCUCUAUCAGUUUUGCUUCAAAAGUAACCAUUACAUUUUCAAGUGCAACACUAAUACUGACAAUACGGUUGUUUUAUCUUCAAAAGUUUGUGUAUAUAUUUACUAUUAGUAGGUGACUUAUUCAACAAAGUCCCUUCACAAGUGUGUAAGUUUCAUGUUCUUGCCUAUUAUCACUUCAACUUCACUAGUUACAAAAUAGUCAACUGGAUUUAUAAAUUACAGUUUUUCAUGUAUCAGUUUUGCACCUCAUUUCUCAACGUUAUCAGCCCAUAUUUCGAAUGCCUGUGAAUUAAUCAAAAACAAUUGUCAGGUAAAAAUUAUUUGUAGUUAACUAAGGAUUUAUGUAUUUGAAAUGACCCGAGAUGACAACUGAAGUAGAGUAAAUGGGUGCAAUUCCAAUUUAUGAAAUAGUUUGAGUUCCGGAUCAGAAGACAACUCCGUAGAAAACCCAACGUCUUCAAAUGUGUAUGUGUAUAUUGAAUCUCCAAAUUUUCUGUGCCUAUUAAAAUUUUUUAUGAAUAUUGGCCUUGUGAACUGAUAAUGUACAGUUAAUUCUUUGGAUAUGUUUUGCCUCAAUCAAUAAAUGCCUUUCAUCACUA
Molecule: messenger RNA, 1680 nt
Organism: Caenorhabditis elegans
Lineage: Eukaryota; Metazoa; Nematoda; Chromadorea; Rhabditida; Rhabditidae
Gene: C26B9.6
Product: RING-type domain-containing protein
Exons: 9
Coding region: 38-958 (306 amino acids)
Biological process (GO): Wnt signaling pathway
Molecular function (GO): poly-ADP-D-ribose binding; ubiquitin protein ligase activity; zinc ion binding
Source: RefSeq, marked reviewed